CACCACUGCGUGCUCCACUCGUGUUAGAUGCAGAAGUGUGACUAAACUUGUCUUUUUAAAGAGAUUUGCUCUUUCUUUGUGUUUUAUAUAUUUCAAGUUUGCUCUAGUGUUUUGUCCAUAGACCGAUGAGAAGUUUGGGGAGACGCUAGAGAGCGAUAUUGACCGUUAUCGCCCCCGCCAUGGAGGAUUCUAGCAGAGGUGGUAGUUCAUCAGGUGGACUGGAGGGUUUGGAGGAGCAGCUGAAGGGUCUGAGCGUGAGCCGGAGGUCUCCGGGGAAGGGGCCCACCUACCUGCUGCACGCGGCCCUGCAGCCGGCGGGCCUGCUGGCCGUGUCCUGCUCCGACCGGGCCCUGCACCUGCACCAGCGGGAGACGCUGGCCCCCGCGGGCGAGUACCAGGGUCACACGGGGCCCAUCUGCGGCCUGAAGUUCGCCCACGCGUCCCCCGCCCUCCUCUACUCCGGCUCGGCCGACGGCUCGGUGCGGGCGUGGGACGUGCGGCGCCCCGGCACCGAGGCCGUGCAGGCCUUCAGCAGCGACCCGGCCCACUCCUACCUCAGCUUUGACCUGAGCUGCAGCGACGUGCUGCUGUGUGCCGGCACGGAGCAGCUCAGCAACCAGGACAGCUUCCUGGUGUUCUGGGACUGCAGGAAGCCCGGGGCCGGGCCCCUGGGCGUGUACUCGGAGUCCCACAGCGAUGACAUCACGCAGGUGUGCUUCCACCCGCGGGACAGGGAGCGUCUGGCGUCGGGCUCCGCGGACGGCCUGGUGAACGUGUUCGACCUGCGGCGGGGGGCCGAGGACGACGCCCUGCUGCUCACCUGCAACAGCGACUCGGGGGUGGGCUCGGUGUGCUGGGCCGGCCCGGACCUGCAGCAGCUGCUGUGCCUGGGCAGCGCGGGGGGGCUGCACCUGUGGGACCUGGGCCGGGUCAGCACGGACCAGCCCCUGGCGCUGUUCAGCAGCGGGGACGCCCGCGGGGCCGGCCUGGACUACCUGGUGGGGGGGCAGUGGCUGGAGCAGGCCCGGAGGCUGCUGGUGGUGGGGGGGGGGCACCGGGGGGACCUCCACCUGCUGGAGUGUGACGCCCGGGGGCUCCGCCCGCUCAGCACCCUGGGGGGGGGGCACAGCUCCGUGGUGCGCUGCUUCCUGUGGGACGCGGCGGGGGGGGCCCUGGUCACCGGGGGGGAGGACGCCCAGCUGCUGCUGUGGAAACCGGGCGGAACAGAGCUCACCCCGGGGAGGACGGAGUCCAGGAAGAGCCAGUCGGCUCUGAGGGUCAAGGCCAAGCCGCACCAGCAGCACCAGUACCAGAAACAUGAGUACCAGAAACACCAGGACCAGAAACAUGAGUACCAGCGAGGGAAGAGGAGCUGAGGAGCUGGAGCUGGAGCUGGCGCAGCGGCGGAGGUGACGGUGCGCACCUGCCUCCUCCUCCUCCUCCUCCUUCUUCUUCUUGUAAGGAACACAGGACUGGGGGUUUGUCAGCUCGGACCCGGCCCAGACUGAACCUGAUGAUGACGGAUGUUCCUGUUGCCGUGUUAAAGCAGCACAACGUAACUUUCAGCUUUUCUGAGUUUGGCGGCAUCUUUUGGACAAAAGCGGUAGUGUUUUACCAGAAAGAACACUACAUUUCCCAUGAGCACCAGCGCGUACUGCCGGAAAACUCCUGUCCCGUCGCUGCAUUUGUUUUGAGAGAAGACGGGACGCUUUUCUGUUUCACCAAGUGAACAGACGGAAUGCAAAAAAAAAGAUGUUAAACUGCUGGAAAUGAACUGGAAUUUACCGGGAUACCUUAAACAAGGAAGCCAGGGAGCGGUAUAUGGAGAAAAUAAUGAUUAUUAACGGUCUGGAUCCAUAUGAAAUCCCUACUGAAGAGUGGAGCUCCUCGUCGGAGCUGCACUCUUUAGAAGGACUUACUGCCGCAGUUCUGCACAACCACCGUCUCCGGCUACCUUGUUUAGGAGUGUUUGGCAGCUGCUUUGGUAAAUGUUUGACUCGCCAUGUGUUUCAAUAAAUGAGUAUAAUAGAUCAGCAUUAAAAACUGUGGGAUUUUCUAUAAUUAUAAUUAUUAUUAUUAUUAUUAUUAUUAUAAUAUUAAAACGUCAUUUUCGAAAAAAUAAAAUGGAAAUUGUAAAUUACCUUUUAAUAUGAGUAUUUCUAUCAAUGUGUUUUUAUUAAAAGAGAGAAAUGAUCUCUCUCGGUUCUUGUGACUGCCCCAUUGUGUAAAUGUUUCUAUUGUUUCCCCGGAAUGUGUGACUGACUGUCUGUUUGUAUGUAUUGUUGUAUUGUUGUGAUGCUGCCAUUUUGGCCAGGUCACUCUUGAAAGAGGUUUUAAUCUCAAUGAGUUUUUUACCUGGUUAAAUAAAGGAUAUAUAUAUUA
Molecule: messenger RNA, 2382 nt
Organism: Cololabis saira (Pacific saury)
Lineage: Eukaryota; Metazoa; Chordata; Actinopteri; Beloniformes; Belonidae
Gene: wdr89
Product: WD repeat domain 89
Molecular function (GO): protein binding
Source: RefSeq, a predicted model, not a curated record